Messenger RNA from Oncorhynchus masou masou (cherry salmon), 2372 nucleotides. Its product is annotated as MAPK/MAK/MRK overlapping kinase-like. Gene Ontology annotation, molecular function: ATP binding; protein serine/threonine kinase activity. Gene Ontology annotation, biological process: intracellular signal transduction; protein phosphorylation. The transcript is spliced from 12 exons. The record is from RefSeq and is a predicted model, not a curated record. Bases 84 to 1631 code for a protein of 515 amino acids. Gene Ontology annotation, cellular component: cytoplasm; nucleus. NCBI's taxonomy places the organism in Eukaryota, Metazoa, Chordata, Actinopteri, Salmoniformes, Salmonidae.
CACAAACACACACUUGUGCACGUGCAUGCGCGGACAUUGGACGAAAAUGAUUUACAUUACGCAAUGAUGAAUUUUGUUGGUUGAUGCUGCCAGGUGAUGGUCACCCGCUGCUACUUGGGAGUGUUUCAAGAUACAAAUUAACGGUAGAUUUUGGGCAUUGUUGUACUAAAUGCGUUCUCUACGUCAGCUAUCGUAUAAUUAUGUAUUACACAAAUUGGCUUGUUGGUGUGAAAAAUAGAGCAUGCAUUCGCAAAGCAAACAAAACGCAUAGUAUCGACUGGAAAAGCUUCAUGGACAUAUAUAACAAUACAACGUCGUACAAUCGAAAUAGAUCUGAGCUCAUUUUAAGCAAGCUUCUUUGGAAAAAAGAUUACAAGAUAAUCAAGAAAAUUGGAGAAGGGACAUUUUCAGAAGUGGUGAAGGCUCAAAGCCUGAAAGAUGGGAAAUAUUAUGCUUGUAAAACGAUGAAGCAGUCACUCAGCAGCCUGGAACAGGCCAACAACCUACGAGAAGUCCAGGCCAUGAAGAAACUGAACCCUCACCCCAACAUCAUUCAGCUGCAUGAAUUGAUAUUUGACAAAGAAUCAGGGACCCUGUCCUUGGUAUGUGAGCUGAUGGAAAUGAACAUCUAUGAGUACAUACGAGGGAGGCAACAACCUUUGCCAGAAAGUAAAAUCAGACACUACAUGUAUCAACUUUGCAAGUCACUCGAUCACAUGCAUAGCAAUGGGAUCUUCCACCGUGAUGUUAAGCCAGAGAACAUUCUAAUCAAACAUGAUGUGCUCAAACUAGGAGACUUUGGCUCGUGCAGGAGUUUGCACUCCAAGCCCCCCUACACAGAGUACAUCUCCACCCGCUGGUACAGAGCCCCAGAGUGCCUCCUCACAGAUGGCUAUUACUCACACAAGAUGGACAUGUGGAGUGUAGGAUGUGUUUUCUACGAGAUCAUCAGUCUCAGCCCUCUGUUUCCGGGUACCAACGAGUUGGAUCAGGUGACCAAGAUCCAUGAUGUUUUGGGUACACCUGACAGCAGUCUUCUUCAAAAAUUCAGACAGUCUAGGGCGAUUAGUUUUGACUUCCCUCCACGGAAGGGCAGUGGGAUCUCCCGGCUCAUCCCAAACUGUUCUGCGCCCAGUCUGUCAUUGCUCUACCAGAUGCUGGCCUACGACCCAGAAGAGCGCAUUGGCUCACGAGCGGCGCUACAGCACGCCUAUUUUAGAGAGCUACGGCUGUCAGAGAGGAGAGCUGAUAGUCUGCACAGGGCCAUUGGGACUGUAGAGGGAGGACAGAGCAGUGGGACCCCCAACUCUGUGGAUCACAUGUGGCGCAUGGCCAGACAGGGCAGGAGGCAUCACAACAUAAAGCAUGUUGCCGAGCCUCGGAUCAGACGCAAUAUCCAACAUUAUCCAGUGGAAUUACCAAAGCUCACUGUGGUAGUGCCUGCACCCCAGAUCACCUACCCUGUUACCACAGUGCCAGCUCUUACCAUCACUCACCGUGGGUCCCCCCUUCCAGUCAUCACGUCAAAAAAGUGCCACUUGCGGUUGGCUAAGCCAAGGGAUGAGUCCUACCGCUCUGCUUUCAAGACCUACUACAUGCCUCCUUUGGACAGGAAACGCGGUGGCUACUGAGAGCCCCAAUUCUUAAGAACCGUUGCUGUUUAACAGAACAUACCUGUAGCUACUGUACAUACUCUAAUCUGCUUUGUUUGAAAUGUUAAGACAAUAUUGUUUGAACAAAGCUAUUCAGCUUCUGUAAAGCCUGCCACUUUCUGGUGAGACAUGCAAACAGGGCUUUUGUCAAAGGAAUAUCACAUAGCAAUAAUUACCAGGGUUAAUUUGUACAAGUCAUAAUUCCUGCAGAUGAAAUAUAACAUGAUCCCCAAAGUAUAUUUGACUCUGUCAUCAGUGUUAGCCUAAUGAGAUAUUGCCUAUUAACCAUUAAUUACCCAGCCAUUUCAUAACUAAAUUAGGUGUCAUGUUAACAGCUGUUGAUAAGUUUGCUCAAAAUGUAGCUAAUGACUACUCGCAUGCAACACAGAAAUUCAAGGAUGAGCUCUGAUAUAGUUAAUGAAGUCAUGAAAGAGCCAGCAUUAGUUCGUUGAUUCAGCACAGUGUAGUGUAUGCUAGUGCUUGAUAAAAUUAGAUUUUGGGAAAUUCACUUUUUUGCUCACAGAGCAUAUCUUUAUAAUAAAAUCAAAAGUUGCAGAUUUCCUAGUGACUUCCAAAGCAAGUGUCAUGUGCAUGACAAUAAUUACAAAAGAAACUCUUUAAACUCUCAGAAUGUGCAUUGGUACCACCCCUUUUACAAAAGAUCUGUAGAAUAUACUACUGCAUUGCCAAAGGAGUAUAAAAUUUAACUAUUUUGUAACA